Messenger RNA from Odocoileus virginianus texanus, 2067 nucleotides. Lineage: Eukaryota; Metazoa; Chordata; Mammalia; Artiodactyla; Cervidae. The record is from RefSeq and is a predicted model, not a curated record.
AUGAGGAGGCGGGGCCGCGAUCGCCGGUCGGCGCGGUCGCGGGUUGAUGAUGCAGAGCGCCGCGUGCUCCCCCCACGUGUGCUGCCGCCGCUCUCUAGAUACCAGCGGAGCUACGGCAGCCGCUUUCACUGGAGACGUAGUUGGUGGCAGUUCCGGCGCGGGUACCUCAGCGGCUCGGGGGUUCUUAGGGCGAAGCAAGGAGCACUGGUGGCCGCCCGGGGCGGAGGACCCGUGAUCAUGGAGCACCUCUUGCUGGAGGUGGCGGCCGCGCCGCUGCGGUUAAUCGCUGCCAAGAACGAGAAGAGCCGCAGCGAGCUGGGCAGGUUCUUGGUCAAGCAGGUGUGGACACCUCAGGAUCGCCAGGGUAUCUUGAACACCUUAGCACAGUUACUUCUGGACAAGGACUGCGCUGUGCUGAUUGGCCGCCAGCUGCGCCCUCUCCUUUUGGAUUUGCUGGAAAGGAAUGCUGAAGCCAUUAAAGCCGGAGGCCAGGUCAACCAUGAUUUACAUGAACGGCUCUGUGUGUCUAUGAGCAAACUCGUUGGUAACCAUCCUGACGUCCUCCCGUUUGCCCUGAGGUAUUUCAAGGACACAUCUCCAGUCUUUCAGAGGCUCUUCCUAGAGACUUCAGAUGCAAACCCAGUCCGGUACGGGCGCAGGCGGAUGAAGCUUCGGGACCUCAUGGAGGCAGCUUACAAGUUUCUGCAGCAGGAGCAGUCUGUGUUCCGGGACCUCUGGGACUGGAGCGUAUGUGUCCCACUCCUCAGGAGCCACGACACCCUGGUCCGCUGGUACACGGCCAAUUGUCUUGCUUUGGUCACCUGUAUGAAUGAGGAGCACAAGUUAUCAUUCCUGAAGAAGAUUUUUAAUAGUGAAGAACUGAUUCACUUCAGGUUAAGGUUACUCGAGGAGGCCCAGCUGCAGGACUUGGAGAAGGCCUUGGUGUUGGCCAACCCAGGCGCGCCCCUUUGGCGGAAGGACAAGGAGCAACAGUACCCCACAGGGCACCUUGUGUCGGCAGAUCUCUGCUCCAGGGUCACCGCUGUCUGCGGGGUGGUAUUGCCUAGGCAGCCGCCUGCCGCCGAAGAGCAGGCGAGUGGUAGGAGCUCUUCUCGCGACCAGGAGCUGACCUUUAGGUCUUACGUGCUGGUCGACUCAGCGUGCAGAAAUCUUCAGACGCUGGCUAUGGCGGUGGCUUCUCAGAACCCUGUGUUAUUAGAAGGGCCGAUUGGCUGUGGCAAAACUUCCUUAGUUGAACACUUAGCUGCAAUGACAGGUAGAAGGAAGCCCCCUCAACUUCUCAAAGUCCAGCUUGGAGAUCAGACCGACAGCAAGAUGCUGCUGGGAGCCUACCGCUGCGCGGAUGCCCCAGGGGAGUUUGUGUGGCAGCCCGGGGCCUUGGCGCAGGCCGUCACCGAGGGACGCUGGGUCCUUCUGGAGAAUAUUGACUAUGCCCCCUUGGACGUGGUUUCUGUGCUGAUCCCUCUCUUGGAGAAUGGAGAGCUCUUGAUUCCUGGCCGAGGUGACUGUGUGAAGGCGGCUCCUGGAUUUCAGUUCUUUGCAACCAGGAGACUCUUGAGCUGUGGAAGAAAUUGGUAUCGACCACUAAAUAGUCAUGCUACUCUGCUAGACAAAUACUGGACGAGAAUUCACCUGGAUAAUAUGGAUAAGGCAGAACUGAAUGAGGUUCUUCAAAAUAGAUAUCCCAGCUUAUCAGCAGCAACCGAUCACCUGCUUGAUAUUUACAUCCAGCUUAUUGGAGAGAAGCAUCACUGUCUGAGUGAAAGUUCUGUUGGAGGGGAACAGGCACUCGAGGAGGUUCCAGAAGCAAGACAAGAAAAUAAGAGACUAAGCCUUGAGGGAAGAGAAUUGUCUCUCAGGGACCUACUUAAUUGGUGUAACAGGAUUGCCCACAGCUUUGACAGUCUGUCUUCAUCAGCAUCCUUAAAUAUUUUUCAAGAGGCCCUGGACUGUUUCACUGCGAUGCUUUCUAAGCAGACAAGCAAACUGAAAAUGGCAGAAGUCAUUGGAAGCAAACUGAACAUUUCCAAGAAAAAGCCUCUUUAA